Molecule: messenger RNA, 1179 nt
Organism: Peromyscus eremicus (cactus mouse)
Lineage: Eukaryota; Metazoa; Chordata; Mammalia; Rodentia; Cricetidae
Gene: Tmem213
Product: transmembrane protein 213
Exons: 3
Coding region: 31-405 (124 amino acids)
Source: RefSeq, a predicted model, not a curated record
GUCACCUCAGACAGCGCACACACAGGACACAUGGUCCCCAGCCCGGGGCACCUCUGUGCCAACAUGGCCCAGACAGGUGUCUCCCUCCGCAUCCCUGGGUACCUCACCUCUGCCCCGCAAGCCACCCUGCUCCUCAGCCUGGUCCUGGCCUCCUUCCACUGGUCCUGCAGUACAGAAGCCAGCAGCGGCAAUUCAACCCUGAGUACACACCCUGGGACCCUGGAGCAGUGUGCCAACGUGGACUUCUGCCCACUAGCCUCCCUGUGUUGCCGAGCUUCGGUGGAUGAAUAUGGCUGGAUUGCAGCGGCGGUUGGCUGGAGUCUCUGGUUCCUCACCCUCAUCCUGCUCUGUGUGGACAAGCUGAUGAAGCUAACCCCAGAGGAGCCCAAGGACCUGUCGGCAUGAGCACAGAGCCGUGGCCCCAACGAUGGCUAUUCCCACCACGUGUGGGUAACGGAGGGAGGGGCAGGAGCUUUCCAGAAGCUUCUGUCACUUUAAAGUCUCUUGCUCCUCGAAGUCUCUGGCUCCUUUACUAUGGAUUUGGCGCUGCCGAGCAAACCCACACCCUUGCGUAAGCUACACAUGCACUUUGCCAUGGAGCACCUCCUCAUCGCUGCACACCCACGUCAGCCACUUUUCCAAAGGGAAGAAAGCAAGCGAGGCCAGAGCUGUCUGAAUGACCUCCAUCUUUCAGAGUCCCUGUGGUGAUGCCCCUCUUCUACCCCGAGCUUUCUUCUGGGUGCACAUGAGACUUAAGGCAGUCUUUUAGUGGACAGAUUUGAAAAGCAGGACAUUGGCUCCACCUCCUUCAGACAAAGGGCAUAGCAAUCAUCUUGAAGUGUGAGCCGCACCCCACUCAUCCUGCUCCCCCCUCCACACUCCCAUCUUUCUUCACCAUAUCUCCCAUGGCUGUCCAGUCCCACCUAUUUGAAUUAUUCAUUUUCGAGGGUAUGUGUGUGUGCUUGCCUGAGUUCAUGUGCACGUGCACACAGUGCUCUUAGAGGGCGCCAGAUCCUCUGGAACUGGAGUUACAGAUGGUUGUGAGCAGCCAUGUAGGUGCUUAGACUGAACCCAGGUCCGAUGCAAGAGUAACAAGCGUUCUUAACUGCUGAGCCAUCUCUCCAGCCUCAAGUACUGUUUUUUGUUUUUUUUUUUUUUUUUUUUUUUUAAGAGAUGAGA